CCAUCAUCAAAGACUCUCCUCCUAACCUAACCAACACUUCUGCAGGACCCAGUGGCUUGCAAAACACUUUCAUUUCAUAUCUGUGGGAAGCAGGUGGGACAGAGGGAUGAUCUCUACUGUUCCGAUGAAAACACUGAGUUUCUCAGGGAGGAAGUGAUGUGCUCAGUAUCUCUGAGAAAACCAGCCACAGAGCCAGGAUUUGAACUAGGUCUCCUGUCCCUAAAUUCUGGGUACUCAGACUUGACCCCAGUUGUGUGGGGAAGCAGUGGGGCAAGGAAAUUGGAUUUGGUGUCUGAGAGGCCGGGUUUCAGACCUAAGCUCUGCCAGUCACUUCCUGUUCACCUUGAGCAAGCUAUUAAACCAUUCUGAGUCCCAGUUUCCACAUUGGUACCAAUGAAGAUAACAUCAGCCACCUCCUAGGAUUGUUAUGAGGUGUGAAUGAAAUAACCAGUAGCCUGGUACAUCACAGGUGCUUCCUGAAUUUCUGUUCCUUUGCUCUCUUUUACCAUCCCAGCAGCCCAGGCAGGGUGAGCAGCUAUGAGGGGUGGUGGCAGUGGAUGGGGGUGACAAGGGACAGACUAGGCUCCCCAGGGGAAGGCAGAUAGAGAGAGCAGGAACCAAAUGUCAUUCGUGCAGCCACUCCCAAUUUAUGGGACCUGGUGCAGACUCUUUGAAGAGGCAAUAAAACUCAUUUUCUGCUAGGAAAUGACAACAGUCGAGAGUCCUGACUUAGCAAACCAAAUUCAACAAAUUUUUUUUUUUAUAAGGCAUGGGGUUCUGGAUGGGUAGCAAAAAUCACAUUCUAAUGAGAUUAGCUUUCGGGAAUAGGAAUAGGCUUUCCCAAGAGCAAGGGAUGUGUACCAUGCCAACACCCCAUGGAGAGUGUAUAUAAAUGCUCCGCAGAGGCCUUGAGUCCAGAACCCAAGCUGCUUGCUAAGCUGCAGCCUUCCUCUGCUAGCACCAUGGCCGCCCAGAUCUGCACCCCGACCUUCUCCAUGGGGUCUGCCAAGGGCCUCUGUGGCGCAGCAGGCGGUAUCUCUCGGGUGUCCUCCAUCCGCUCUGUGGGCUCCUGCAGGGUGCCCAGCCUCGCCGGUGCUGCGGGGUGCAUCUCUUCUGUUAGGUCGGGCCUCUCCAGCCUUGGGAGCUGCUUGCCUGGCUCCUAUCUGUCUGCUGGGUGCCACCCCUCCGGCUUUGUUGGGAGCGGGGGCUGGUUCUGCGAGGGCUCCUUCAACGGCAGCGAGAAGGAGACCAUGCAGUUCCUGAACGAUCGCUUGGCCAACUACCUGGAGAAGGUGCGUCAGCUGGAGCGGGAGAACGCGGAGCUGGAGAGCCGCAUCCGGGAGUGGUAUGAGUCUCAGAUCCCGUACACUUGCCCAGACUACCAGUCCUACUUCAAGACCAUCGAAGAUUUCCAGCAGAAGAUCCUGCUGACUAAGUCUGAGAAUGCCAGGCUGGUUCUGCAGAUUGAUAAUGCCAAGCUGGCUGCUGAUGACUUCCGGACCAAGUAUGAGACUGAGCUGUCCCUGCGGCAGCUGGUGGAGUCGGACAUCAACGGCCUGCGCAGGAUCCUGGAUGAGCUGACCUUGUGCAAGGCCGACCUGGAGGCCCAGGUGGAGUCCCUGAAGGAGGAGCUGAUGUGUCUCAAGAAGAACCACGAGGAGGAAGUCGGUGCACUCCGUUGCCAACUUGGGGACCGACUGAAUGUGGAGGUGGAUGCUGCCCCCCCAGUGGAUCUCAACAGAAUCCUGGAGGAUAUGAGAUGCCAGUACGAGGCCCUGGUGGAGAAUAACCGCAGAGAUGUGGAGGCCUGGUUCAACACCCAGACUGAGGAGCUGAACCAGCAGGUGGUGUCCAGCUCAGAGCAGCUGCAGUGCUGCCAGUCUGAGAUCAUUGAGCUGAGACGCACGGUGAACGCCCUGGAGAUUGAGCUGCAGGCCCAGCACAGCAUGCGGAAUUCCUUGGAAUCCACCCUGGCGGAGACCGAGGCCCGCUACAGCUCCCAGCUGGCCCAGAUGCAGUGCCUGAUCAGCAACGUGGAGGCCCAGCUGUCUGAGAUCCGCUGUGACCUGGAGCGGCAGAACCAGGAGUACCAGGUGCUGCUGGACGUCAAGGCCCGGCUGGAGGGCGAGAUCGCUACCUACCGCCGCCUGCUGGAGGGAGAGGAUUGCAAGCUUCCUCCCCCACCUUGUGCCAUGGCAUGCAAGCCUGCCAUUAGAGUUCCUUCUGUCCCCCCGGCGCCCUGUGCCCCGGCUGUGGCCUGCAUCCCUGCUCCCCAGGCUGGUACUCAGAUCCGCACCAUCACCGAGGAGAUCAGAGAUGGGAGAGUCAUCUCCUCCAGGGAGCACCUGCAGUCCCGCCCGCUGUGACAGCCCACCUGGUCCACCAGGCAGGGCCCCGACCACAGGAAGGAGGACACCCUGGGACUCCUGGCAGCUGAACGACCCUGUCCCUCUCUAGAAGGGUCCCCCUAUGCUUAGCAGGUUUUUCUACCAAAACACUCCCGGUAUUGUGUUUCUGGACUUCACUGUGCUUUACGCCAUGCAAAACCAGGUUUCCUGGAAAUUUACCCAAUAAAGUGUGUUCUCCUGGCAUAGCAAACUCAA
This is a messenger RNA of Sapajus apella (tufted capuchin), 2603 nucleotides long. It is a transcript of the gene KRT36, whose product is annotated as keratin 36. Lineage: Eukaryota; Metazoa; Chordata; Mammalia; Primates; Cebidae. Gene Ontology annotation, molecular function: structural molecule activity. The coding region runs from base 876 to 2366 and encodes 496 amino acids. The record is from RefSeq and is a predicted model, not a curated record. The transcript has 7 exons.